CAAAUUUCAGGAGAAAAUCAACAAUUUCUUUCUUUUUUCAGAAUGAAUGGAUUCAGUCAACUUCAAGAGAACAAAUUUAACCGUACCAACAAACUGACUCAAGACCAAGAAUUUGACUACAUCGUGUCAGCUCUCCGCGAUGUUGUCUCCGGUGCCGAUGGUCGUACGGCUGGUGAAGCAGCUCAGCUUUUGCCGGAAGUUCAAAAUGCAAGUGGUGGUGCAUCCACGUCAGCUAAUUACAUGCCACGUAGGAACAUUGUGGACACUUCAGCAGCUUAUCUGGCAUGUCACAUUGGUAAUUCUUUCCAGUUCCACGUAAAGCGAGAAAACAUGGACAUGCAAAAAAGGAGGAAAAAACAGAGAAAUACAAAGAAGGAAUUUAGGGGAGUGAGACAAAGGCCAUCGGGUAAAUGGGUCGCAGAGAUCCGUGACCCGCACCGAGCCCAAAAUGUUUGGCUUGGUACUUUUGCUACUGCAGUUGAAGCUGCUAGAGCUUAUGACAGAAAGGCUAUUGAAUAUAGAGGUGAAAAGGCCAAAACAAAUUUUCCUAUUACGGCAUACGCUGCUGCUGAUGUUGCUACAGUUACUGAUGAGAACAAGUCGCCAAUGGUAGUGGAAGAAAACAAAGAAUUAGUACAAGUCCAAAGUGGUGAGGUGGCAGUGGCUGCUGAUCAUAAUAAUAAUAUUAAUGGUGAAAACAGUAUGCAAAAUGGUGAUGAUCAUAACAAUAUUAAUGGUCAAACUAGUAGUAUGCAAAAUGGUGAAAAUAGUAGUAUGCAAAAUGGUGAUGAUUUUUGGGAUACGUUGGAAGAUGAUGGACUUGUCAAGUUGCUCACCCAGGAUAUGUCCUUCUCAUUCUUUUAAUCCGCUUUAUUGUUUUUAUAUUAUCGGGAACAUUUAAUAAGUUCCUUUAUAUUGUUUGUUUUCUUCAUUUUUUCCAGCUGUGUCUUUUAAUUUCAAAAUGUAAUACAUAAUAAUUUUAAAACAUAAUUUAACUAUGCGUAAAAAUUAAAGCACUUUUCUGGUGAAUUGAGUCGACUUAUGUACAAGUAUGCCAUUAAAUAAGCAGAUUAUAAG
Molecule: messenger RNA, 1077 nt
Organism: Lycium barbarum (goji berry)
Lineage: Eukaryota; Viridiplantae; Streptophyta; Magnoliopsida; Solanales; Solanaceae
Product: ethylene-responsive transcription factor ERF109-like
Exons: 1
Coding region: 43-864 (273 amino acids)
Biological process (GO): regulation of DNA-templated transcription; ethylene-activated signaling pathway
Molecular function (GO): DNA binding; DNA-binding transcription factor activity
Source: RefSeq, a predicted model, not a curated record